UCUCACCACACCCUUCACCUCACGUUACACUCCAGUCCAGCCCAGGAACUGGGAAACUCAAAGAGAGGAGAGAACAAAGAGGAAAGUAACAACUCCUUGCCCACCCCAACCCUCACGUCGGUGCUUUGGACAGUCUGGUUGGUACCGGCUCCCCUCCAGCCUUCACUCUGGGCCCCAUUUCGGCCCCAGCCUUGCACCCAGUUCCAGUCCUCAGUCCUUCCCGGUUUUGCCCCAAGCCAGCUCCUGCGCAGGCAUUCCUCAGGAGGAUCCUCAAGCCAUGGCUGGUCCCUUCUCUCGUCUGCUGUCUGCCCGCCCAGGGCUCAGGCUCCUGGCUUUGGCCGGAGCUGGAUCUCUAGCUGCUGGGUUUCUGCUCCGCCCGGAACCUGUACGAGCCGCCAGCGAACGACGGAGGCUGUAUCCCCCAAGUGCUGAGUACCCAGACCUCCGAAAGCACAACAACUGCAUGGCCAGUCACCUGACCCCAGCACUCUAUGCCCGGCUCUGCGACAAGACCACACCCACUGGUUGGACGCUAGAUCAGUGUAUCCAGACUGGCGUGGACAACCCCGGCCACCCCUUCAUCAAGACUGUGGGCAUGGUAGCUGGAGAUGAGGAGACCUAUGAGGUAUUUGCUGAGCUGUUUGACCCCGUUAUCCAAGAGCGACACAAUGGAUAUGACCCCCAGACAAUGAAACACACCACUGACCUGGAUGCCAGCAAGAUCCGUUCUGGCUACUUUGAUGAGAGGUAUGUAUUGUCCUCAAGAGUUAGAACUGGCCGGAGUAUCCGGGGACUCAGUCUGCCUCCAGCUUGUACUCGGGCAGAGCGACGAGAGGUGGAACGUGUUGUGGUGGACGCACUGAGUGGCCUGAAGGGUGACCUAGCUGGUCGUUAUUAUCGGCUCAGUGAGAUGACAGAAGCUGAGCAGCAGCAACUUAUUGAUGACCACUUCCUAUUUGAUAAGCCUGUGUCCCCAUUGCUGACUGCAGCAGGAAUGGCUCGAGACUGGCCAGAUGCUCGUGGGAUCUGGCAUAAUAAUGAGAAGAGCUUUUUGAUCUGGGUAAAUGAGGAAGAUCAUACACGGGUUAUCUCCAUGGAGAAGGGUGGCAACAUGAAGAAAGUGUUUGAAAGAUUCUGCCGAGGCCUCAAAGAGGUGGAACGGCUGAUCCAGGAGCGUGGCUGGGAAUUCAUGUGGAAUGAGCGUUUGGGAUACAUCUUGACCUGUCCGUCUAACCUGGGCACUGGACUUCGAGCAGGAGUACACAUCAAACUGCCCCUGCUAAGCAAAGAUAGCCGCUUCCCAAAGAUCCUGGAGAACCUAAGGCUCCAAAAGCGUGGCACUGGAGGAGUGGACACCGCUGCUACAGGCAGCAUCUUUGACAUCUCUAAUUUGGACCGACUGGGCAAGUCAGAGGUGGAGCUGGUGCAACUGGUCAUCGAUGGAGUAAACUAUCUGAUUGACUGUGAACGGCGCCUGGAGAGAGGCCAGGAUAUCCGCAUCCCUCCACCUCUCGCCCAUAACAAGCAUUAACUCCCCAUCCUCAACAGAUAACUCAAGAUCUCUGGGACUUCUGCCCAUUCUAAUGGUGGCCCAUUCCACUUGCCCUGGUUGCCCCCCACUUCUUUUGUCCCAGUAAAGACACCUUGCUAUGCUC
Molecule: messenger RNA, 1655 nt
Organism: Artibeus jamaicensis (Jamaican fruit-eating bat)
Lineage: Eukaryota; Metazoa; Chordata; Mammalia; Chiroptera; Phyllostomidae
Product: creatine kinase U-type, mitochondrial
Exons: 10
Coding region: 278-1531 (417 amino acids)
Biological process (GO): phosphocreatine biosynthetic process
Cellular component (GO): mitochondrion
Molecular function (GO): creatine kinase activity
Source: RefSeq, a predicted model, not a curated record